Molecule: messenger RNA, 1520 nt
Organism: Paramormyrops kingsleyae
Lineage: Eukaryota; Metazoa; Chordata; Actinopteri; Osteoglossiformes; Mormyridae
Product: ubiquitin carboxyl-terminal hydrolase 12
Biological process (GO): protein deubiquitination
Cellular component (GO): cytosol; nucleus
Molecular function (GO): cysteine-type deubiquitinase activity
Source: RefSeq, a predicted model, not a curated record
CACCAAUGGGCGGGGCCACAGGAAGGGCCCGUGCUGCGCGCUGCGGGUCGCGUCGGAAGGCUGCCGCCACGACACUCCCUCCCGGAGCUCGGCUUUGAUCGGGCUCAAGCCUUCCCCCCCUCCCCGGAACCCAAGCCUCCGCGGCUGUCACCGUUUAAAGUUGAGGUUUGGUCCAAUAUGGCGGCAGACGGAUGGAAAUACUGAUGACAGUCCGAAAGAUCGCCUCGAUUUGUACGAUGGGCGCCAAUGCCUCUGCUCUGGAGAAAGAGAUUGGACCGGAACAGUUUCCUGUGAAUGAACACUACUUUGGGCUGGUCAACUUUGGGAACACAUGUUACUGCAAUUCAGUGCUGCAGGCCUUGUAUUUCUGCCGGCCGUUCCGGGAGAAGGUGCUGGCCUACAAGGCCCAGCCCCGGCGGAAGGAGAGCCUGCUCACUUGCCUGGCUGACCUGUUCAACAGCAUUGCUACUCAGAAGAAGAAGGUGGGCGUGAUCCCACCCAAGAAGUUCAUCUCCAGGCUGAGGAAGGAGAACGAGCUUUUCGACAACUACAUGCAGCAGGACGCCCAUGAAUUCCUUAACUAUCUACUGAACACCAUCGCUGACCUGCUGCAGGAAGAGCGGGGCCAGGAGCGGCAGCAGAAUGGCCGGCUAGUGCAGAAUGGCGGCGGGCCGGCAGGGCCCACCGCUACAGAAGGGGAGGAGGUCCAUAAGGCGCCGCAGCAGACCUGGGUCCACGAGAUCUUUCAGGGCACGCUGACCAAUGAGACGCGUUGUCUCAACUGUGAGGCGGUCAGCAGCAAGGAUGAGGAUUUCCUGGACCUGUCAGUUGAUGUGGAGCAGAACACGUCCAUCACACACUGCCUCAGGGGCUUCAGCGACACAGAGACGCUGUGCAGCGAGUACAAGUACUACUGUGAGCAGUGUCGCAGCAAGCAGGAGGCGCAGAAGAGGAUGAGGGUGAAGAAGCUGCCCAUGAUCUUGGCCUUGCACCUGAAGCGCUUCAAAUACAUGGAACAGCUGCACCGCUACACCAAGCUGUCCUACCGCGUGGUCUUCCCGCUGGAGCUCCGUCUCUUCAACACCUCCGGCGACGCCACCAACCCAGACCGCAUGUACGACCUGGUAGCCGUGGUGGUGCACUGUGGCAGUGGGCCGAAUCGAGGGCACUACAUCACCAUUGUGAAGAGUCACGGCUUCUGGCUGCUGUUCGAUGACGACAUCGUGGAGAAAAUCGACGCCCAGGCAAUUGAAGAGUUCUAUGGCCUGACGUCAGACAUCUCCAAGAAUUCGGAAUCGGGAUACAUUCUUUUCUACCAGUCCAGAGACUGAGCCGCUGGGAAUGUCCGAGGGGACUGUCACACGGGCGGGGCGGCGUUCGAGUCGCACAGACCCCUUCCAUUAAGGCUUUUUCUUGUUUUUUUUUCUUUUUUUUGUGGCACACCACACUGGAGCGAACGGCGGACCCUCAGGCAGAAGCAAACGAUGGCCGACCCAACAUGGAGUAGUGGCUUUCCUUAA